AUGGUGUUCCACGCUGACGGCAGCACCCGCCUGAUGUUGAAUCGAAGUCUGUUCUUAUCGAAUGCCAACUCGGCUGGACCUAGCGCCUUCGGACCUCGCGGCUUGCCGAUCGUGGGAAACAUAUUGGAUGUGAAACGUCUGGUCGAUGAAACGAAGUUCUAUUCUCAUGCCUGGUGUCGGUUAGCCGACAUUUACGGACCCAUCGUCGGCUUGAAGCUCGGCAUAGCCGAACCGUUGAUCAUUGUUUCCGGUAAGGAUGCGGUGAUCGAGAUGAUGAGUCGACCUCAGUUUGACGGCAGACCUAAUGGAUUUGUACAUAGACUUCGGACGGGGGGUGAACGGAGGGGUGUACUAUUCACCGAUGGCGAUGUCUGGCGAGACCAAAGAAGAUUUGCUCUGAGAACGUUGAAGGAAUUUGGAUUCGGAAAUGGUACAAUGGAGGAUAUAAUAUUAAACGACGCGGUUUCCUUAACGACCACGAUUGAAUCGCUGAGUAAAUCGGGACCAAUUACCAACUUGUACAAUAUUACCUCCAUAGCUGUUCUCAAUAGUUUAUGGACAUUAGUCGCUGGAGCCAGAUUUGACUUGGAGAAUCCGAAACUGACAGAGAUUUUAUCAGUGGUAAACGGGAUUAUCAGAAAUAGCAACGUCACCGGCGGCAUAUUGACCCACAUGCCGUUUUUAAGAUACAUUAUCCCAGGGUUAACCGGGUUUACCGUACUAAAUCAAAGACUGACACGAAUGUGGCAAUUCAUCGGGUCUGAAAUAGCGAGGCACAAACAAACUAGAACACACGGCGAGUUCAGAGACUUUAUCGAUGUUUACCUAGCGGAAAUGGAAACCAAGCAAUCAAGCUCAACCAUAUCAUCUUUUGACGAAGAGCAAUUAAUUAGCGUUGUGAAAGACCUCUUCAGCGCCGGUGUGGAAACGACAAACAAUACAAUUGGCUUCAUUAUCACGUAUCUCAUAGUGAAACAGGAUGUGCAAAGAAAAGUGCACGAGGAAAUCGACAGGGUGCUAGGCAAGGAUCUCCUACCUCGUAUAGUGUACAAAAAUCGAUUGCCAUACUUGAACGCGACGAUAGCGGAAGUAACGAGGCUGGCGAACGUCGGGCCUACUUCAAUCCCUCAUCGGGCGAUGACUGACUCCAUUCUACUGGGCUACGAGAUAAAAAAGAAUUAUUCCUUGCUGGCUAACUUGCGAAGCGUACAUAUGGACGAGCAGCAUUGGGGAGAUCCGAAGGUGUUUCGACCUGAGAGAUUUAUUAAUGACGAAGGAGAAUUCGUCGAGGAUCCGUGGUUAAUACCGUUCGGCUUAGGUCAUAGAAAGUGCCUGGGCGAGACCUUGGCAAGGAACAGCGUAUUCCUGUUUGUCGCAUGUCUACUGCAGAAAUUUCAGUUUGUGUUACCCCCGGGACAUCCUGACCUCUUUUUAGACGGUGUCGACGGCUUUACGAUCGCACCACCUGAUAUAAGUGUCGUUGCUAUCAAAAGAAUAUGACUGCUUAAUUAUUAACGUACGCGGUGCAUAAACGCGUGCGAGAUAACAUAAAAUUUGUAUACAAGACAACAUUUUAUAUAUGGCAAGGAAAUAAUUGUAGUAUUUUAUAACAGUUAUCU
Molecule: messenger RNA, 1619 nt
Organism: Temnothorax curvispinosus
Lineage: Eukaryota; Metazoa; Arthropoda; Insecta; Hymenoptera; Formicidae
Product: methyl farnesoate epoxidase-like
Exons: 8
Coding region: 1-1500 (499 amino acids)
Biological process (GO): xenobiotic metabolic process
Cellular component (GO): intracellular membrane-bounded organelle; cytoplasm
Molecular function (GO): oxidoreductase activity, acting on paired donors, with incorporation or reduction of molecular oxygen, reduced flavin or flavoprotein as one donor, and incorporation of one atom of oxygen; heme binding; iron ion binding
Source: RefSeq, a predicted model, not a curated record